Molecule: messenger RNA, 2407 nt
Organism: Alosa alosa (allis shad)
Lineage: Eukaryota; Metazoa; Chordata; Actinopteri; Clupeiformes; Clupeidae
Gene: ugt1b1
Product: UDP glucuronosyltransferase 1 family, polypeptide B1
Exons: 5
Coding region: 242-1828 (528 amino acids)
Molecular function (GO): UDP-glycosyltransferase activity
Source: RefSeq, a predicted model, not a curated record
UAUUGGUCUGUUGAGUGCAUAGGGACAUCCUGCUCUCUGUUGGCUACUCUCAUGUCCAACACGCUCUGACAAAUACAAAGUAUCUCUCCUAAGAAUUCAGCCACUCCUACUGACAAGGAGGGCCUCUCUCUUUCUCUCUCUCUCUCUUUCUCUCUCUCUCUCACUCUCACUCUCACUCUUUCUAGUGUCCCUCCCACUCACUCCCUGCCUUUUCUCCGAAAGCCCUCAGAAUCUUGUGGUCAUGUUGUCGACCAGCUGGUUGUGGGGACUGGGGCUUUGGCUGUGUGUGUGUGGGGGGUUCCCUGGCCCUGUGCAAGGAGACCGUGUGCUGGCCAUGCCUGUGGACGGGAGCCACUGGCUCAGCAUGAAGCUGCUGGUCAAGGAGCUGGCAGUCAGGGGCCACGAGGUCCUGGUGCUGGCACCCGAGACCAGUCUGCUCAUCCAGGGCUCGGAGAAGCAGCCGUACCGCACCGAGAGCUUUCCCGUGCCGUACACGGCGGCCGGCCUGGCCCAGAGCACCGAGUGGCUCCGCGAGAGCGUCUUCUACCGAACGCCGCCACUCGCCGAGAUCACCACCAACGUGGAGCGGCUGCUCAACUUCACCAGCACGCAGGUAAGGGGCUGUGAGGCGCUGCUCUACAACCGCCCGCUCAUGGAGCGUCUGCGCGGCCAGGACUUCCAGCUGCUGCUCACCGACCCCUUCCUGCCCUGCGGCUCCAUCAUCGCCGACGCCCUGGCGCUGCCCGCCGUCUACUUCCUGCGGGGGAUGCCCUGCGGUCUGGACGUGCAGGCCCUGCAGUGCCCGUCGCCGCCCUCCUACGUGCCGCGCUACCGUUCCGACAACACGGACCGCAUGGGCUUCCUGGAGCGCGCCAAGAACUUUGUGAUGAGCGGCGUGGAGCUGAAGCUGUGCGGCGUCAUGUACGCCAGCUUCGACGAGCUGGCCGCGCGCUACCUGGGACGGCAGGUGACCUACCGCGAGCUCCUCGGUCAGGGCGCCGUCUGGCUCCUACGCUACGACUUCACGCUUGAGUACCCCCGGCCCCUCAUGCCAAACAUGGUGCUCAUCGGUGGCAUCAACUGCGUGAGGGACCACGGCCUCUCGGCGGAGCUGGAGGAGUUUGUGGAGGGAUCUGGAGAACAUGGCAUCGUGGUCUUUACCCUGGGUUCGAUGGUGGAGUCUAUGCCAGCAGAGAAAGCUGCCAUCUUCUUCUCAGCCUUCAGCCAGAUUCCUCAGAGGGUUCUGUGGCGCUACUCCGGGCCUGUUCCAGACCAUGUCCCAGGAAAUGUCAAAGUGAUGAAGUGGCUGCCGCAGAAUGACCUUUUAGCCCAUCCCAAGGCCAGGGCCUUCAUCACUCACGGUGGGACUCACGGGAUCUACGAGGGAAUCUGCAACGGCGUUCCCAUGGUGAUGAUGCCACUCUUUGGUGACCAGAACGACAACGCUCACCGCGUAGCCCACCGCGGAGUGGCCGUGGUACUCAGCAUCUUUGAUGUGACUUCGGAAGCCCUUGUAGAUGCCCUGGAGAAGGUCAUCAAUGACAGCAGUUACAUGGAGAACAUGCAGAAGCUGUCGGCCAUACACAAUGAUCGGCCCAUAGAACCCCUGGACCUCGCUGUUCAUUGGACGGAGUUCGUCAUGAGGCACAAAGGGGCGGACCAUCUGCGUCCAGCUGCCCACCACCUCAACUGGAUCCAGUACCACUCUUUGGAUGUGAUUGGCUUUCUGCUGGUCGUGGUAGCAACUGUUGUCGUGGUGAUGAUUACGUGCUGCGCGGUGUGUCUGCGGAGGUGCUGCAGAGGCUCUAAGAAGACAAAGAAGGAUUGACAGACCAGACAGACUCUACAAGCAUUAAGAGCUCUUCUGAAAACAUGCACUGGAUGUUCACAAUCACGUGGGACUACUACUGGGCCUGAGUUGCAUAGAAAUACAAACCUGUCAGCCAUAGCUGGUUUAUUUGAGGAGAUUACACACAACUGACUAGCUGUUUAAAACAACAAAUGUAAUGUCAGACGGGCUGUGUAAUAUCAUGUAAUAUCGUGCACACUUUUUACCUGCUAACUCCCUUCAGGAGGCAGUAACCGGAAAAGUUGUGGGUUCAAUUCCCGGCUUUCAUGUUAACCGUUGACUUAACCCCGAGUUGUCUCUCUGGGGAGAAUGGCCCUUGUAAUAUAAUUGGCAUAUGUAAGUCGCUUUGUCUGUUAAAUAAAUACAUGUAAAUUUAAACUUACUACUUUCUCAAGAUUCAUAUCUCUCUUUAAAGCUCGUCAACUACUCAGUGCUAUGGUGUCAGCCCCAUUUUUUGGCAACUCUUCGGAGGUCCCCAUCACAUAUGGAUGACAUCAGUUUUUAAUGUGAUGAUAUGUCUAUGCUGGCUACUAAAUGAAAGAUAAACCAAAACUAUAU